Messenger RNA from Coffea eugenioides, 1027 nucleotides. RefSeq names its product NADH dehydrogenase [ubiquinone] iron-sulfur protein 7, mitochondrial-like. The transcript has 2 exons. Gene Ontology annotation, biological process: aerobic respiration; electron transport coupled proton transport; mitochondrial respiratory chain complex I assembly. The record is from RefSeq and is a predicted model, not a curated record. Gene Ontology annotation, molecular function: NADH dehydrogenase (ubiquinone) activity; quinone binding; 4 iron, 4 sulfur cluster binding. Bases 45 to 698 code for a protein of 217 amino acids. NCBI's taxonomy places the organism in Eukaryota, Viridiplantae, Streptophyta, Magnoliopsida, Gentianales, Rubiaceae.
AAGCAGAUCUCCUGUCUGUAGUCUGUUGGCAACGUCGCUUCGAAAUGGCUCUCUUAGCUCGAAACGCGAAUCGCCUGGGGCUAACGACGGCGUCGUAUCAGAGAGCGGCAGGUUUAGCCUCAAUCCACACUACCCUUCCGACAGCCUCUUCUCAACAGUCCUCGGCGGCACCGACGACCUACGCACGUGCGCCUCCUCCCUCAACUUCGUCCCCGACGGGCCUGCCCAAGGCAGCUGAAUAUGUGAUCUCAAAGGUGGAUGAUCUCAUGAACUGGGCCCGCCGUGGAUCCAUCUGGCCCAUGACAUUCGGGCUGGCUUGCUGUGCCGUCGAAAUGAUGCACACCGGCGCCGCCCGCUACGACAUGGACCGAUUUGGGAUCAUCUUUAGGCCUAGCCCUAGGCAGUCCGAUUGCAUGAUUGUUGCUGGUACUCUCACCAAUAAGAUGGCUCCUGCUCUUCGCAAGGUCUAUGAUCAAAUGCCUGAGCCUAGGUGGGUCAUAUCAAUGGGAAGCUGUGCAAAUGGCGGGGGAUACUAUCAUUAUUCCUAUUCUGUUGUUAGAGGUUGUGACAGGAUCGUGCCAGUUGACAUUUAUGUCCCUGGUUGCCCGCCAUCUGCAGAGGCUCUUCUUUAUGGACUUCUCCAGCUGCAGAAGAAAAUCAAUAGGCGCAAGGAUUUCCUUCAUUGGUGGACAAAAUAAGGCUUGCUGAUGCACUUUAGGGCUGCUGUGGCUUGCUUUCUGUUGGAAUAAACCAAACUGUGUGGUUUCCCUUGCUAAAAAGUGAUGAAAAGGAAAAGUUAGUUGGGCUAUUACGGUAUUACCUACCAGGAACUAUAUUGUACGUUGUUGUACUGAGUAGCCACUGGUGUUGCUUGGAGCCAUAUACUAUUGGUUUUGUUUCACUGUUUAUCAUAUCUUAUAAUAAAGACGCAAUGUGUUAAGUGCGCGUGUUUUUUUCAACUUUAACACUGAACUAGAUGAGAGGGCUUCCUAAUCAUUAUUGUCGAGUUGGACAUGGUGUUCUACUA